UAGUAUUUUAAAAACAAGUUUUGUGUCCAAAAAAAGAAGAAAAAAAAAAUAAUAAACCGAAUGUCAUUAAUUAGUCCAAUCCUGAUAUCAUUAUUGAAUAUUGACAGUAAUUCUAUAUUUUACAAAAUUCUAACAAUCACGAGAAUUCACCAAACUUUGCUUUGAAACACAAUCCCUAAAAUACAGCUUAAUUCUCUCUCCUAAUUAAUCAAAUCUUGAGUUCUUGAUCUCCGCAAAUGUUUAAUUUCUUAUUAACUUCCUGACAAUUUCAGGUGAAAAUAACGCCAAUUUAGCUACAAUUCGGAUGAAAAAUUAGCAAUCCCAGAUUGGGAGGUCAAAAUUAAAUUCAGAUUUGGGGGUGAAAGAGCCACUGCAAGUGAGCCAUGGCAUCAUCAGGUGGUGGUUUAAGGAAUACAUCUGUAGUCGUCCUUACUUUGGAAUCUGGUGAAGUGUAUAUUGUUGUGAGCUUGUCCUUGAGGCGUGACACCCAAGUAAUUUAUGUUGAUCCAACAACUGGAGUACUUUGUUAUUUUGGAAAGCCUGGGGUUGAUAUCUUUAAGUCAGAACGUGAAGCUGUAGAUUUUGUCACAAAUAGUUCUAAAUGGCUCUGCAAAAGUACCACAUAUGCCAGAGCAAUUUUAGGUUAUGCAGCCCUUGGAAAUGUUGGCUUGCUUCUUGUUGCUACAAAGUUGGCUGCCAGCAUUCCUGAUUUACCUGGAGGAGGUUGUGUUUAUACAGUGAUGGAGGCUCAAUGGAUCAAAAUUUCAUUGCAAAAUCCUCAAGUUAUUGGAAAAGGAGAAGCAAAGAACAUACAAGAAUUGAUGACACUCGACAUUGAUGAAAAGCAUUUUUUUUGUGAGACAAGGGACAUGAGCCGGCCUUUCCCUAGUCAGAUGCCCUUGGACCAGCAUGAUGAUGAAUUUGUUUGGAAUGGAUGGUUGUCCUCCCCUUUCAAGAUCAUAGGCCUUCCUCAACAUUGUGUUGUACUUCUGCAGGGAUUUGCAGAAUGUCGAAGCUUUGGGAGCUUAGGUCAGCAAGAAGGUAUCAUUGCUCUGAUUGCUCGACGCAGCAGACUGCAUCCUGGUACCCGAUACUUGGCCAGGGGAAUAAAUUCUUGUUCUGGCGCAGGAAAUGAAGUUGAAUGUGAACAGCUUGUUUGGGUACCCAAAAGGGCUGGCCAGAGUGUUCCCUUCAAUACUUACAUCUGGCGAAGGGGCUCUAUUCCUAUCUGGUGGGGUGCUGAUUUAAAGAUGAGUGCUGCAGAAGCAGAAAUAAAAGUUGCUGAACAUGAUCCUUACAAGGGAAGUGCAGAAUACUACCAAAGAUUGAGCAAUCGAUAUGAUACUCGAAACUUCAAUUUUUCUGGUGGGAACCAGAAAAAAAUUCCUUUUGUCCCAAUAGGGUGCAUUAAUUUACUUCGCAGUGCUGAGGGGAAAUCUGAAUCUAUAUUGGUUCAUCAUUUUGAGGAAUCUUUAAAUUUUAUUAGAUCAUCAGGGAUGCUUCCUUCUACAAAAAUUGUUUUAAUGAAUUACGACUGGCAUGCAAGGGUUAAGUUGUAUGGUGAGCAGCAAACAAUUGAAGGGCUAUGGAGACUCCUUAAAGGGCCUACGAUAACCAUUGGCAUCACUGAAGGGGAUUACUUACCUUCUCGUCAGCGCAUAGGCAAUUGCAGAGGUGAAGUGAUCUGCACUGAUGAGAUUGAGGGUGCAUAUGUCUUAAGAUCUCGCCAAAAUGGCGUGUUACGAUUCAAUUGUGCUGAUUCUUUGGAUAGGACAAAUGCUGCUAGUUAUUUUGGAGCCCUGCAAGUUUUUGUAGAGCAAUGUAGAAGACUGGGUAUAUCUCUUGACAGUGAUAUUGGCUAUCAAUCAGUGGAUAACUAUAGCGGAUAUACAGCCCCACUUCCACCUGGCUGGGAAAAGCGCUCUGAUGCAGUGACAGGCAAAUCAUAUUUUAUUGAUCAUAAUACAAGGACGACUACAUGGAGCCAUCCUUGCCCAGAUAAACCUUGGAAAAGAUUUGAUAUGACGUUUGAGGGGUUUAAGAGGUCAACCAUAUUAUCACCAGUAUCUCAACUUGCUGAGUUAUUUUUGAGUGCUGGGGAUAUACAUGCUACACUUUACACUGGCUCUAAGGCUAUGCACAGCCAGAUACUCACCAUAUUUACUGAGCAAGGUGGCAAAUUUAAACAGUUAGCUGCUGCACAAAACUUGAAAAUAACUAUAGAAAGAAGAAUUAAAAACACUUUUGUUGAUAGUUCUCGCCAGAAGCAGCUGGAGAUGUUUCUUGGGAUGAGGCUGUUUAAGCAUCUUCCGUCAAUCCCACUUUUUCCUUUGCAUGUGUUGUCUCGACCACCUGGCUUCUUUCUCAAGCCUGUUCCAAGCAUUUUCCCAAAUUCUGGUGAUGGCUCUGGUCUUCUGAGUUUCAAGAGAAAAGAUCUGGUCUGGGUUUGCCCCCAGGCUGCAGAUGUAGUUGAACUUUUCAUUUACCUCACUGAGCCAUGCCAUGUUUGUCAGCUUCUUCUCACUGUCUCACAUGGUGCGGAUGAUUUGACCUUUCCUUCAACAGUUGAUGUGAGAACAGGCCGAGAUCUGGAUGGACUUAAACUGGUUUUGGAGGGAGCUUCAAUACCUCAAUGUGGAAAUGGGACAAAUAUUUUAAUUCCCUUACCUGGACCUGUCAGUUCUGAAGAUAUGGCUGUGACUGGAGCUGGUGCACGCCUUAAUGGUGCAGAUGCCUCUACCCUGUCAUUGUUGUAUGAUUUUGAGGAAUUGGAGGGAGAAUUAGACUUUCUCACUCGUGUGGUCUCUCUUACUUUCUAUCCUGCUGCUUCUGGGAGAACUCCAUUAACUCUCGGUGAGGUAGAGGUUCUUGGAGUGUCUCUUCCUUGGAAAGAGAUUUUCACUAAUGAAGGUCAUGGUGCAAGAUUGCGUGAGCAGGCAAAAAAAUUCCAGAAACAAACAAAUACUCUCUUGCCUGGUCCUCAUUCCAGUACUGUAGGAGGUGGUGCGUCAGUAUCUAGAGAAAAUUUUCAACCCAAAACUCUGCCAAAUUCUUCAUCCAGCGAUUGGUUUGACCUUUUGACUGGAGAUGGAACUGAUUUAAAUCCAUUUGCUAACUCUGUGAAUGAGCAUUGUGAUGAUCAGACUGGUUCUGAGUCCCCUCCUUUGGUUGAGAAACCAUCUGAUAAUGGUGCUAAGCAGUAUAUUAACUGCUUUAAGUCUCUUGCUGGUCCACAAAUGAGACAGAAGCUGAAUUUCAUGGAAGCUAUAAAGCUGGAAAUCGAACGUUUGCACUUAAAUCUUUCUGCUGCUGAGCGAGAUAGGGCACUAUUGGCAGUUGGCACAGAUCCUGCUUCUAUAAAUCCUAAUCUGUUGCUUGACGAUGUAUACAUGGUAAAAUUAUGCAGAGUUGCCAAUAGUCUUGCAAUGGUGGGACAAGCAGCUCUUGAAGACAAAAUUACCAAAUCAAUUGGUCUUGAGAAAAGUGAUGAUGAUGCUAUUGAUUUUUGGAAUGUUUCUGGUUUUGGGGAGAGCUGUGUUGGAGGUGUAUGUGAGGUACAUGCUGAAAAUGGGGAGGCAGCUCAAAUAUCUAAUGCGAAAUUAUCAGCAGAUUCCUCAAAGUCUUUUUUGUGUUCUCAUUGUGGAAGGCACGUUUGUAUAAUAUGCUGUGCUGGAAGGGGAGCAUCUCUGCUUGCAAGCUAUAGUACAAGGGGUUCUUUAAGCUGUAAUGGUGGACAGGGCCGCAUUGGCUCAGAUGGGGCUGUAUGUAAACAAUGCUGCAGCGAUGUUGUGCUGAAUGCAUUAGUACUGGACUAUGUCAGGGCCUUGUUGAGCUCCCGGAGAACCACCCGUGUUGGUGCUGCUGCAUUUACAGCUUUAGCCAACAUCCUUGGAUUUUCCUUGAAUGAUGGAACUGAAGAAAAGUACAAAUCUUCUGAUGCUCUAGAAUCUAGUAAAGUUUUGGGAAGGUUACUUAAGGGGGAAGAAUCUUUAGCUGAAUUCCCAUUUGCCAGCCUUUUGUAUUCGGUUGAAACAGCUGUAGGAGCAGCUCCCUCCUUGUCAUUAUUCGCUCCUCUGGAUUCAGGGCCCCAACAUUCUUAUUGGAGAGCUCCUCCAAACAACAAUUGCAUAGAGUUUGCCAUUGCUCUUGGUUCUCUUUCUGAUGUCAGUGGAGUAACUCUAGUGGUUAGCCCAUGUGGCUACUCAGAAGCUGAUGCUCCUACUGUGCAAAUAUGGGCGAGCAAUAAAAUAAGCAAGGAAGAAAGGUCAUGUGUGGGAAAGUGGGAAGUGCAAUCUAUCUUGCAAUCUUCGCCAGAGUACUAUGGACCGGAAAAUUUGGAUGCCGUUGGGACUGCUCCCCGGAACAUCAAGUUUUCCUUCAGGAAUCCUGUUCGGUGCCGCAUCAUUUGGAUCAUGCUAAGCCUUCAACGAGCUGGUUCAGCUUCUGUGAAUUUUGGGAGUGAUUUCAAUCUUUUAUCACUGGAUGAGAAUCCUUUUGUUCAACCAACUAGGCGUGCAUCUUUUGGGAGCCUAGAUGAAAGAGAUCCGUGUCUUCAUGCUAAACGAAUUCUUGUGCUUGGAACUUCAUUGAAAAAGGACAUGGAGCUCACAGCACCAGAAAGUUCAGAACAGUUAAAAUUGCAAAAUUGGUUGCAGAAGCCACCUCAGCUAAAUAGAUUUAAGGUUCCAAUUGAGACUGAAAGGUUAAUCGAGAAUGAUUUUGUCUUAGAGCAGUAUUUAUCACCUGCUUCGCCGUUGUUAGCUGGUUUUCGUCUUGAUGCUUUUAGUGCUAUUAGACCUCGGACAACUCAUUCACCAACAUCUGAUCUGCAUGCUUGGGAUCCCUCUGCAGUAUUACUUGUAGAAGAAAGGCAUAUCACACCUGCCGUGUUAUUUAUUCAAGUAUCUGUACUCCAGGAUACUAACAUGGUAACAGUAGCGGAAUAUCGAUUGCCAGAAACCAGGCCUGGAACUCCAAUGUAUUUUGAUUUGCCAAGACAAUUGCAGACUCGUAGAAUCACGUUUAGACUUCUUGGGGAUGUCGCUGCAUAUAUUGAUGACCCUGCAGAGCAAGAUGAUGCCGAGUACAGAAGCUCACCCUUGGCUGCAGGGCUUUCCCUGGCCAAUAGAGUAAAGUUAUACUAUUAUGCUGACCCAUAUGAACUUGGAAAAUGGGCUGGCCUUUCUGCUGUCUAAAUACUAGUCAUCUAUUCAACAAACCGCUUGUUUUUCUCUUUUUUGUGCAAUAGUGUGUAUAGCACAAUGAUUGUAUUAGUGGCUUUGCCGCCAUUUUUUCAUGCUUAUAUUCAUUGCUGUAAUGUUCUGUAUCAAUUUUGAUUCAUUGAUUAAAUAUAUAUCAGGUUUCGGGUAAUAAAA
This is a messenger RNA of Chenopodium quinoa (quinoa), 5375 nucleotides long. RefSeq names its product probable phosphoinositide phosphatase SAC9. The record is from RefSeq and is a predicted model, not a curated record. Gene Ontology annotation, molecular function: phosphatase activity; protein binding. The coding region runs from base 384 to 5195 and encodes 1603 amino acids. The transcript is spliced from 14 exons. Lineage: Eukaryota; Viridiplantae; Streptophyta; Magnoliopsida; Caryophyllales; Amaranthaceae.